Molecule: messenger RNA, 1719 nt
Organism: Trichoderma asperellum CBS 433.97
Lineage: Eukaryota; Fungi; Ascomycota; Sordariomycetes; Hypocreales; Hypocreaceae
Source: RefSeq, a predicted model, not a curated record
GUGAUAGCACGAUGCGGUUUAAAACAAAACUCGUUAAAAUAAGGCCUGUUUAAAUUAAGUCCUGUUAAAAUAAGGCCUGCCCAAGUUUGCGCUCCAGGAGUAUAAGUAGCAACCGGCGCACAACAAGAGACUCAAGGCAUCCGGAUCUCCAAAGCUCCCUCAGCUUACUAUCUCGAGACAGAGCAGAGAGCUCCGCAUUGUCGGCUGGUAACCGUACUCUCAGUCACAGUCAAGAUGGCGGCAAGGCCCGGCGAGGAGAACGUAGCUACGCUCUUCGGAGAUGUUCACUACUUUUACUCUCCGGCGAAUGUGAAGCCCCGCCAUCAUCGUUUUGAUAAAGGAUCAUACGUCUACUUGUUUGAGAACGCCAGCGCGAGGAGGUGUCGAAUUGAGAUUGCGAACAACCCUGGAACAGAUGAUCAAGAUGCUUUUCAUGGAUUUCUCGACCAAACGCACGUUCGGUACUCAUACAAGCAACACUGCACGGUCUCUUUGACCGUAGCCGAGUCGGUCGACCAGAGCGAAUGGCAUCUGCCCACCUACGAUCCGCGCAACGAGACCAAAUAUCACUACAAGCUACAUUCACUCGAUAUAUACUUCUGGACGCAGCAGGAUGCGCUGCAGUUUGUCAAUGGUGUCCGGCGUGUGCUUCCGCCGGCCCAGGUCGAGGUCCUCGAUGAGCCAGGCCCGCCCGCUCAGCCCGCCGGAAUGAACGCCGUCAUCCAGAAGCUCGAGACGGCUGCCAUCUCUGAUCCCAAGUACAACCAUGAGCCGGUGUCAUCGCAGUCGGCUUCUCAAAGCUCGGUUGGCGGCGCCGGCGACGUUUCAGCCGUUUCGUCAACAGCUCCAAGCCUCUCCUUGCCGCCUCCGCCUCCUCCUCCUGCUCAGCCGGCCAACUUUGCGCCGAUGGCAUAUAACCCAGCUGCUCCGGCGGCGCCCGAGACCAUUCGUCAUCGCGAGAAGACCCCCCCUCCGGAUGAGGAUCCCCUCAAUCCGUUGGCAGUCGCCGUGGCAUAUGAUUAUCGCGGACAGCCCUUCACUCCAGGCAUUCCUCCGCCAUCUGCACUCGGUAACUUGGGGAAUGGGCCUCAUCAAUUCGCAGCACCUCCAGCCAAUCCCGGACCUCCAGUCCAUCCCGGGAUUCACCGAGCCACGACGAUGCCGGCGCAAGGUUUACCCUCUCCCGGACUGCCCGGCACUUAUGGAGCUGGAUUUCCGGCAUCUCCAGGCUUCUCUUCACCGCCAGCAUCAAUGCCGCCAGCGGUAAACCAAGGCCUUCCUGGUCCUCCAGGUCCCCCGCCAGGCGGAUACUCCAACUAUUCAUAUUCUCAGUCGAGCUAUACACCGGGGGCACCUACAGAUUACUCUAUACAUCAACAGGUGUAUCGGCCGACAGAGGCUGAGGCUGCUCAUGGCCAUGGUGGCCACCAGCCGAAGAAGGACAGUAAAGGUAGACUCGAGGAGAACGCUGGACGGCUAGAACGAGGCGUGACGGGCAUGCUGAAGAAGUUUGAAAAGAAGUUUGGUUAGAGUUGAUCUGACGAUAUGCACGAGUAGAGGAUAAGACAGGGGCUAUGAUUUUAUGAUAGCAGGGAUAUCCAGGCUUGGAGGAGUAACGGGGGUUAAUUUUUUUUUCUUCGCAUAUAGGAGAUCCAUGGAUAGUAUUUGUAGCUUAAAAGAUAGUAUUUUGUCGCUCGACGCUUCAAUGCAAAGAUUGUU